GCUUCACACUGCAGAACCCUGUCUCCGGGAGCGAACAGCUUGACUCAUCUCCAGUUGGAGGGAAGCUGACCGCCUUUUGACUCUCUGUUGGAAGCGAUGAUGAUGAUGAGUCUGGGCCCUUUGUUGUUGGUCUUCAUGCUGAGUCUGGUUUCGACCCCACCAACGCUGGCUCAGAAUGAUGCCAGGUACACAAAAUUCCUGGCUCAGCACUACGAUAGCAAGCCAAAGGGCCGGGACAGCAGAUACUGUGAAAGUAUGAUGAAGAGGCGAGGCCUGACCUCACCCUGCAAAGAUGUCAACACCUUUAUUCAUGGCAACAAGGGCAGUAUCAAGGACAUCUGUGGGACGAAUGGAAACCCUUACAAAGAAAACUUAAGAAUAAGCAAAUCUCCCUUCCAGGUCACCAUUUGCAAGCACACUGGAGGGUCUUCCCGGCCCCCGUGCCGGUACCGGGCUUCCGCGGGGUUCAGACACGUUGUUGUCGCCUGUGAAAAUGGCUUGCCCGUCCACUUGGAUGAGUCCUUCUUCAGCCUGUAGUCAGCAGACCCCCAGCACAGACCUGGCUGGGAUCUCUUUUUAUUUCCCCUCACAGCCCAGGACCCUGGUGGCAACAUUCACUGUCAGGGGCCAGGAGAUGGACUAUCUGAAACUUAUGUCUCCUGAUUUACAAUGCCCAUAAUAAAGUUGUCUCUAAAGCAUUCAGAAUCAGUA
Messenger RNA from Psammomys obesus (fat sand rat), 711 nucleotides. It is a transcript of the gene Ang, whose product is annotated as angiogenin. The transcript has 2 exons. Gene Ontology annotation, molecular function: nucleic acid binding; RNA nuclease activity. NCBI's taxonomy places the organism in Eukaryota, Metazoa, Chordata, Mammalia, Rodentia, Muridae. The coding region runs from base 97 to 537 and encodes 146 amino acids. The record is from RefSeq and is a predicted model, not a curated record. Gene Ontology annotation, biological process: angiogenesis; innate immune response; antibacterial humoral response.